AUGAGGAUUCAACUCAAGGGAGGUGUCUGGAAAAACAGCGAGGAUGAGGUCCUCAAGGCCGCUGUCAUGAAAUAUGGCCUCAACAAUUGGUCGCGUGUAUCCUCGCUGCUCGUCAGGAAGUCGGCGAAGCAAUGCAAGGCCAGAUGGUACGAGUGGCUCAACCCCUUCGUCAAGAAGACGGAGUGGUCACGCGACGAGGAGGAGAAGCUGUUGCACCUGGCCAAGCUGUUCCCGACUCAAUGGAGGACAAUAGGGCCGAUGAUCGGGCGCACGGCGCACCAGUGCCUGGAGCACUACGAGCGGCUCCUCGACAAGGCGCAGGGCAGAGACAUGGACGACGAAUUGGACCCCAGGCGGCUCAUGCCCGGUGAAAUAGACCCUGCUCCUGAAACCAAACCGUCUCGUGCGGAUGCGGUUGAUAUGGAUGACGACGAGAAGGAAAUGUUGGCAGAGGCACGCGCUAGGCUGGCAAACACGCGUGGAAAGAAGGCCAAGAGGAAGGCCAGGGAAAAGCAAAUUGAACAGACGCGCAGGCUGGCGUCACUGCAGAAGCGAAGGGAACUAAAGAAUGCAGGAGUGAACGUGGGAGCUCUCAGGCUCCACAAUUCCAUCAUGGACUACGUCAAGGAAGUGCCCUUCGAGACUCAACCGCCCAAAGGAUUCUACGAACCUGAAACUGGGCACGAAAUCGAUCAAUCGCUACGCAGCAUACAGCAACUGGAGGGCAAGAGGCGCGAUGAAGAACAGAGACGCAUGCGCAACGACGAUACAAGGAAGCUCAAAAGGUUGCAGCAGGAAAACAUCGACGAGGCGCUUGCGGUUUUCGAAAAGUACGACACAACCACCGCUACCAGAGCGCCGCUCGUCAUGCCCACGCCAACAAUGACGGACGAUGAGAUAGUGCAGAUCGUGAAAAUGGGCGCGGACGUGCAGAUGUUCGAGGAGAACGUGGCAACGUCCACCGUGGCUCGGACCCCGAUGACCUCUUCCAUCAUGGAGGAGGCGCGCAUCGCAGCGGCAGCGAACCGGCUGCAGACACCGUUGCUGGGUGAGACCAACGUCGCCGCCACGCCGGGCACCCGGCAAAAGGACGAAUUCCCAGUGCCUUCGACUCCUAACCCGUUCAAAAAGCUAAUCGCAAAGACUCCGAUGAGCAUCUUCACCGGAAAGUUUGGCAGCGCUGCCAACUCCAAGUACAGCGAAACGCCCUUGAGUGUAUAUAGCGGAGGCAUUGGUGAUAACGAUGAUGACGACGAUCCCAUAGGGGCCAGGGCGCGAAUGGAUAUGGCGAAGCUGCAGGUGAAGGCUAGCAUAUCGAACCUCCCAGAGCCGGAGUCACAGGUGGAAAUUUCACUCACGGGGCCACCACAGGCCUACAUCCCGCAGGAGGAAAAGCGCGUGCCGGAUCAGGGUGAACGGGAAUUGAUAGCUGCCAGAAUGCGCGAUGAGGAAGAAGAACGUAACGUCACCAGCGCCAUAAAGCGCGCGGUGGAGCGACCACUGGUGUACAGUACUAUAGUCUUCGUGAACGACAUGGUUACGCAUAAGGAGGACCAUGAGUACAUGACGACGUCGGGCAUGAUACAGAAGGAGGUAAUCUGGCUUCUGCAAUGGGACAGCCUCCAUUAUCCGCAACCCGGAGGCAGGCCCUGCCUCGAGCCAGUGCCAGAGCUCGAUGUCAUACCUUUGAAGUACAUGAAGGCGGCGGAGCGCGAACUCAAAGUGGAAACAGCGCGGUUGAGGAGCAUCCUUGGCGCUCCCAACGAACCCAUAAGCACAGAAGCGGAGAGGAAGAUUUUCAGAACGUUUGGAUACAGCGGUGCAAAGAAGCGUUAUGUGCCCCAGGAAAAGAUGCAGCUCUCGCAACGCGCGGCGUCCCGCGAACGGCAAUGUACGCACACAGCGCGUCACCUCGACGCGCUAGUCAAGCGGAACAGGGCGCUGGAGAACAAGUGUGCCAUCGCAACAGGGGGUUAUGUGCACAGGCAGACGCUGCUGCUCAAAAAUAUAGGUGGGUCAACACGGUUAAUCCUCAGCAUCGUAGUAGGGGAGCUACACCAUCGCACCAUAGAACUCGAAAACGACCUCCAGGCUUUCCAAGCCAUGAAAAUACGCGAGGCCAGCUGGGCUGAAGCCAGAAUAGCAUUCCAGCUCGCACAGCUGCAGCGGGAGCGAGACUUGAACGCGCGGCUACAGCGCCUAUACGGUGAACUGGCCGCCGCCCCGUAA
Babesia bigemina is the source of this 2229-nucleotide messenger RNA. RefSeq names its product cell division cycle 5-like protein, putative. NCBI's taxonomy places the organism in Eukaryota, Apicomplexa, Aconoidasida, Piroplasmida, Babesiidae. Gene Ontology annotation, biological process: mRNA splicing, via spliceosome. The record is from RefSeq and is a predicted model, not a curated record. The coding region runs from base 1 to 2229 and encodes 742 amino acids. Gene Ontology annotation, cellular component: spliceosomal complex; Prp19 complex. The transcript is spliced from 8 exons.